Molecule: messenger RNA, 1597 nt
Organism: Physcomitrium patens
Lineage: Eukaryota; Viridiplantae; Streptophyta; Bryopsida; Funariales; Funariaceae
Product: chaperone protein dnaJ 20, chloroplastic
Cellular component (GO): chloroplast
Source: RefSeq, a predicted model, not a curated record
GACUGGACGUCAAUUUGACCCUUUUCCCCUGGCUCGCAGGUACUAAUCUGAAGCCUUCCACAGCUAGUGGAUCUGCAUUUUACAUUCUGAAGUGUAGCAUUGAGAGAGUGAGCGGAGAGCUGUACGGAGUUGCUCGAUUUUUGGUGUAGGAAUUGAAUUUUAAGAUAUCGCGGUUGCCCACCUACACGGAAUUGCCCGAUUUUUGUUGUGGGAAUUGAAGUUGAAGAUAUCAAGGUUGCCCAUGGAUGCAUUGUGCAGUUCACCUUUGCAAGUGCUGUCUUCGUCCUCGAGCCUCGGUUCAUCGACUCCUCGUACUUUUGCGCAGGGUGGGCAGGAUUUCGUGAGCUUUUCUUCUAGCCGGAGUGGAGCUUUCGGGAGUAGCGUGCGCUCGAGUCCAAUAUGGACACCUAAUCGAAGAGAGGGGCAUGGCACUUGCGAAUGUGUUGCGGCACCAGCUGCAGAAGAGGCCCUAGCGAGGGGCUCUUCGAGUACGCUCUACAGCGUUUUGGGCGUGGAUAAUGGUGGGAGUUUGUCUGAUAUUAAGUCUGCUUACAAGCAGAUGGCGCUGAGGUACCAUCCCGAUGUAUGCCCCAUCGAUGAUCGGGAUGCGUGUACGCGAAAAUUCUUAGAGGUUCGUCACGCGUACGAGGUACUUUCCGACCCGGAGAAGCGGGCAGAGUACGAUUUCGCUUUGAUGCAUCCCUCAUUUGCGCAAGCAUUGGGGAACAGCUCGACAUCUGGGUGGGGGCGAUCUCGGCGGACACAAGGGAGUGAGGGUGUCUCUGAUGCUUGGCGGUUUCAAUGGGAGGCCCAGCUCUCAAGGCUUCGUCGUGACGGCGAUGGGGUGACCUCCCGAAGCAAUUUGAACUCGUGGGGCGCGCGGAUGCGGCGGGAGAAUGGCGAGUUUUAGAACAUUCAAAUCCCAGUUCGGGUGUUGAAAGCAAGGAAUUUCUCUAGCAUGCAGCUCGAAUGUGGACCUGUUUUUCAUUAUUGUACGAGGGACCUGUACAUAUCGAGGACGAUAGACGAAUGCUAACGUUCCAAAUCCUUCCCAGGUAUAAUCUUUACGCCCGACACACGCAAAAUCGGUGGAGUUCGUUGAUCUUGUACAUUAGAUACGGCAGGUGCACUCGAGCAUCCAGGUCAUCAGAGAGUUUGUAGAAGUUAGUUCUGUACAUUAUCAUUCAUUUUAGAUCUGCUGAAUUUGAGUGGGACAAGCCACUUGUGAGAUGUAUUAUAUUCACAAAGUAAGUUAUGCAUCGGCGAUUGAUCUGUCAUCCCGCGACAUAGUAUCACAUACCUACUUUUGUGCAGCGGGGUUCUGUUGCACUCACUGUACUAAGUGAGAAUUCAGUCAACGAAUUCAAAGCACCAAGCAUGGUUUAUGUGUUGGUGAGAAUACUGAGAUUUAUUGCACGUAAUAUAAAAGGUUUGGAGGGUAUGAAACAGAUAAGUCUUCUUAUUGAAAACUCAAUCUAUCCUCAGCAUUCUACCGAAGGCUACAUUCACUAGUGCUGGUGCCGACAGUAUUGCUAUGCCAUAAACUACUAAAUUAGUCAACAUUAUCUGCCCUUCAGUAAAGUUGCGUUCGUUGUAA